AUGCACGACACGCGAGGGGACUCAACGGCCGGAUUGCAUGCGACAAUUGCCUCGCCCCUACCCUCAGCGAGCCGAGAAAUAACGAGACUUUUUGUCAGGCUUUCCAAACAGACACGGGGACAGCGCUCAAACUUAGUUGGCUGUUUUUGCUUUCCCUUCCUCGGCCGUUUUUGCACACACGCGCACACACGAGUAGAACUGCACACCAACGGUCAUUGCUCUCUUGUCGCCCUACUGUAUGGGUCAGAUCUCUCCAAUUCGGUUGAGCCCCUGUCGUCGUGUGAUCCGAGCUCUGGGAGACAUAUUGCUCACAAUUAUACAACCUGA
Molecule: messenger RNA, 327 nt
Organism: Protopolystoma xenopodis
Lineage: Eukaryota; Metazoa; Platyhelminthes; Monogenea; Polystomatidea; Polystomatidae
Source: the annotation of a GenBank genome assembly